AUGCUUCCCUCACGCCUCCUCCGAAGUCUGCACCAUCCUCUGCGAAGGAUCUGCGGCGUAAACAUGUCGAGCUCCGGGGAGAAGCGGCUCAGGGUGCUGGUGGACAUGGACGGAGUCCUGGCGGAUUUCGAAGGCGGGUUCUUGAGGAAGUUCCGCGCCCGGUUCCCGCAGGAACCGUUCAUCAGUCUGGAGGAGCGCAGGGGAUUCUGGGUGUCUGCGCAGUACGGGGAGCUCCGCGAGGACCUGUGCGACAAAGCCAUCAGUAUCUGGGAGUCUAAGGACUUCUUCCUGGAGCUGGAGCCUCUUCCUGGGGCAGUGGAGGUGGUGAAGCAGAUGUCUCAGAUGGAGAACACUGACGUCUUCAUCUGCACUAGUCCCAUCAAACGGUACCAGCACUGCCCCCAAGAGAAGUAUGCGUGGGUGGAGAAGCAUCUGGGCCAUGACUUCCUGGACCAGGUGAUCCUGACCCGCGACAAGACGCUGGUCAGCGGAGACAUCCUCAUUGACGACAAACCUGACAUUCUGGGGGUGGAGAGCAGUCCGUCCUGGGAGCACAUCCUGUUCUCCGCCUGCCACAACCUGCACCAGAACUGUCCUCAGAGACGUCUGACCUCCUGGGCUGACGACUGGAGGAGUCUGCUGGACAGCAAACGGACCCCUGACCUCUGA
Molecule: messenger RNA, 669 nt
Organism: Knipowitschia caucasica
Lineage: Eukaryota; Metazoa; Chordata; Actinopteri; Gobiiformes; Gobiidae
Source: the annotation of a GenBank genome assembly